Oryzias melastigma (Indian medaka) is the source of this 5049-nucleotide messenger RNA. RefSeq names its product zinc finger and BTB domain containing 38 (gene zbtb38). Gene Ontology annotation, molecular function: protein binding. The transcript is spliced from 3 exons. Gene Ontology annotation, biological process: negative regulation of transcription by RNA polymerase II; regulation of immune system process; regulation of cytokine production. Lineage: Eukaryota; Metazoa; Chordata; Actinopteri; Beloniformes; Adrianichthyidae. Bases 553 to 4083 code for a protein of 1176 amino acids. The record is from RefSeq and is a predicted model, not a curated record.
UGUAUAUAUUUUCUUUUCUGCUUUCUGUCUGAGAGAUUUUGCUGCGUUCCCACAGCAGGCCACCAGAGGGAGCAAUGUAGCAAAGAACAAGGGAAGAUGGGAGGAGGGACCGUGUGCAAAGCAAGUGCUCUGGGUUCUGUAACAUUUUCAGGCCUAAAUAUCACUUUAGCACUUGAAUCAGAUGCACUGAUAUAAGAUAAAGAAAAUCCACCACAAAUAUCACGUUUCACAUGAAACUUGAGCAAGAAGGCAACUGUAGCACAAGACAAAGUGAUGCAGCAGGAAUGACGCAGCGAUGGCGGUAGCCUUCAGAGGGCAACUUGGCACCAGGGGGGAAAGGCGCUCGUCUCCCAGAACCACAGCCCAGCAGCAGCAGUGACAGCGGAGGAAGGUACAGGCCUGAUCCAGGCUGGAGGAGGAACGUUAGCCGGAUGGCCGCUCACUUCUCUUGAACAAACACCAGAGAUUUCCACUGCGACACAGGCGGGCCUGGCUGGACCUUCUGCGCAGAGGCACUUUGAUGACUGCGGUCCCCUCAUUUAUCUGGACCUGAUGGACAGCACGCACCCUCUCGCUGUGCUAAGCAAGCUCAACGAGCAGCGCUCACAAGGCCUCUUCUGUGACGUGACCAUUGUGGUGGAGGAUGUCAAGUUUCGGGCCCACAAGAACAUUCUGGCGGCCUGCAGCAGGUAUUUCAGGAAUGCUCUGACAACCUCAGACUCGUGGACCUCUGGCCAAGUCCUGGAGCUUUUGGACCUCAAAUCGGAGGUGUUUGCCAACAUCCUCAACUUCAUUUACUGCUCAAAGGUGGCCUCAGAUGGCGCAGAAGACAGAAGGGGUCUCUCGGCCGCCGGCAAAAGACUGGGCAUUCCAUUUCUGGAGAUGCUCGCAGAAGAAGAGAAGCAGGACGAUUGUGUCAAAUCCACAAACAUGUUCAAAAAAAGAAAGCAGGACUUUAUAAGAGCAGAAGAGGGAGACAGCAGCAGAGGGCCUCGAAUCACCAAUGCCUUUUCUAUCACGGAAGUGUGCCCCACCAACAACCCUUUCACCCCUCUGGUUGAAGCCAGCAGUGACAGGCAGUCUCCAGAUUUGACCCAGCUCCCCACAAGCUCCACGUCCUGCCCCAACGGGACCGGCGAGACGACCCACACGCUGUCAGAGCACUCGUAUGCAGUAAACAAAUCCACCGAAGGCACAGAAAGCAGUCAGCCAGAUGGCAAGAAGGCAUCCGUGAUGCAGCCAAAGCACCUCAUUUACAAGAACGCCGGACCGCUUAAAAAGCGCCACAGGCUGAGGGGCGUUUUAGGGAAAAGUACGUUCCCAGCAGAAGCAGAAGUGGAAACGCCAAACACAAUAACACCUGUGUUAACGGACUCUGCUGCAACCGUCCCCGUGUUGACACCGCCUCCACUCUAUUCAGAGGCAGAGGCGGAGGAGCAAAUGAACUCGGGAGCGCCAGCAGCUGCUGACAGCCCCCGUAAGGAGCUGAGCCCACCGCCCCUCUCUCCUCACACAGAGGACAGCAUUCUGAUCUACAGCUGCGAGCGCUGUCCGGAGAUAUUCUCCAACAAAGCUCUUCUCAUCCUUCACUCAGAGGUGCAUAAAAAGCGUUUUGUAAGUCAUUUGUUUUGCAAAUUUUGUCACAGAAAGUUCAUACACCUCAAACGGCUACGCAACCAUGAGCAGGUCUGUCCAAAGGCUGCAAGAGACCCAUCCAAGCGAGAAGUCAGGGAAAUAUCCGAAGAGACGGACCGCCUUCCAGAUGACGCAGAAACCGAAGAAGAAGAAGACGUGGUGACCCCGCUCUCCCCUGCUGGCCUGUCCAACCCCCACACUCCAGAGUCCAUUCAAAUGUACCAAACACAUGGUGAAAAGGCAGUGAAGCCAAGCAGCAGUCAGAGGAAAUAUAACUGCAGCGUGUGCAAACGCGUCUAUGUCACCUUGUCGAGCCUAAAACGCCAUGAAAACGUGCACUCCUGGAGGAGGGCUUACCCAUGCCAUUACUGCAAUAAAGUGUUUGCUCUGGCAGAGUACCGAACGAAGCAUGAAAUCUGGCACACGGGUGAGCGGCGCUACCAGUGCAUUUUCUGCCUGGAGACCUUCAUGACUUACUACAUUCUGAAGAACCAUCAGAAGUCCUUUCAUGGCAUCGAUCCAAGUCUGGCUGUUAAGAAGAAAUCAGCCAAUGGUGGGCUGAAGGGAAGCGUUUACCCCAUAAAGCUCUACAGGCUUCUGCCCAUGAAGUUCAGAAAAAGACAGUACAAGACGUACAGUCAGACGUACUCAGAGAGUCUAGAAGGAAGUGACCCAUCUUCACUGAGCAGCAGUUCUCUCAUAUCGCCAUUUGACGAUAAUGGCACGGUGGGCCUUCCUGACACCGGUUCAAUCCCUUUAACGUUCAUGGCAACAACAAAGAUGGUGUCCCCGGUCAUGCCUCGCAUCUGCUUCAACAAGCCCCUUGAUGCAGACCAAAGCCUGAACAUUGACUUGGAGAGUGGUCCAAGGAACGAAGAAAGCAGAGAUAAGCCCUUUCAAAGCAGAAAUUCCACCUUUUCCGUGGAGCCGAACUCAAAUUUUGCUACAGAUUACACAGGUGACUCACAGAUGGCGUCGAACCCGGAGAGCAUCAAUAAUAGUGUGUCAUUCUUGAGCUCCAUGAGCACUGUUAAAAAAUUAGGCGAACUGUCUGCUUCUGCAAAGAGAGUUGAGGACAUGACCAAGGAGAUCCUCCAGUCAAGCGCGGAGAAUCGCUUUGGGGCAAAAACAGAGACGUACAUCGCCAAACCUGCAUGUCAGGGCACAUCGGUCGACAGCAAUACGCUCCCUCUCUGCCAGAUUACGGUAAAAAUAGGCAACGAGGCCAUCAUCCGACGGCAAAUCAAAGGAUCUAAGCUAUUCCCCAGAAAGAAAAGGAGGAUCCGAGAUCCAAGUGGCGGGCAGAGCCUAAACCGAUGUCCUCUGAGAAGAGAAAAAUCGGAGAGUGCACGGCUCCGACUUCGAACCGAUGGUUCUGCCACAGCACCCAACGUGUACGAAGACAUAAACGACUGCGACACAGCCGAUGAGCUCUGGCGUCCGUAUUACUCAUAUAAAGCCAAGAAAAAGAUCAAAAAGCUCAGAUACAAACACAGAAAAGCUUUGUUUCAUCUUUAUCCAGAAUCGUCUGUGGACAGAACGGCUGUCAGUGAGGCUCACCUCGACCGGACGAGCACAGGGCCCAAACAAAACCCAAGUACCAACAGCAGCCCCAGAGCCACCUACACCUGUGAUGUAUGCGACAGCUCUUUUAUCACAGAGACCGGUCUGAAGGCUCAUGUGAUUGGCUCCCACCCAUAUUUCUGCAAGACCUGUGGUAAGCAAGGUCCUCCAGGUGAGGCGCCGGCGGCCGCUGAUUACAUCUGCAACAGCUGCAUGGAAGACGGUUCCUGCUUUGGUAAUACACCUCGAAGUCCCAACCCGGAGAAGAAAUACCGCUGCUCCUUCUGUCCUCAGCGGUUUCUUUACCUUGCCACUAAGAGGAGCCACGAGAAAAAACACCAGGAGACAAAUGAGGCCUACGGGUUUAACGCUUGCACACCUUGUUCCAAAUUCUCGGCACAUGAAGGUGAGGAGAGUGAGCAAGAUGCCAUCAAAACGGAGGACUGUGAUAAUCAGGGGGACAAUGAAAUAAAAAGUGAAAGCAUGGAAGGAGAGAACUUCUCUUCUAGCAAAAGUACGCCUAAAAGAGAGGACUCUACAGACCUCUCGCCUUCGACCCCCUACCAAGAUGUGUCGUACCCCGGCAUUAGAAAGUCAGCAUCACUGUACCCCGAUUCCAUGUUUUCCCUCACCUCAACAAAGGUCAAACAUAAAGUGGCCAAAAAGUGGAUAGACGAGCAGCACUCUGUGCAUCUGCUGUCAAAAAGGCAAGCCUCUGACAGAGACGGUGAGACCAACAACAACCUCCCGGUGCGACCCAGAAAAAACAGCCACGGUGACCAUGACAAGUCCAACAAGAUGCUCAGAAUGUGCGAUGCUGAAGCGACACCCGCUGCCCUGCUAAAGUCAGACAAAUGGGUGUGCAAAGAGGAGCCUCUGUUUUAAAUGUACAGACGGAUCUCUCAUGUGGUUUGGAAACAAAUUAAACUUUAAUAUGAGGGUCAAACACAUAAACAGUCAAAAAUUUCUUCUUAAACUCAGACACCCAGGCUUUGUCCGAAUUCCCUCACUACUUAGUGCACAUUUUUCGGGGUGUCCAAAUCUACAAUUCCAAUAUUCAGUGCCCUGAAAAUUUCUCAGAAGUCUUUGCGAAAAACCAGUGCGUGGUUUUUACCUUGUUUGGCUGGGGUGUGACUUAUGUAGGAUUUUUUAAAAAGCAACAAGCACUAGAGGGCACUGUAGGUGAGUGUAUCAGUAUUUGCUCCUGAAGAAGAAGCAGUCUCACAAAUCUUUCACUGCGCUUGGCGUAAUUGUUCCAAAGCAAGGAUUUUUAAGAGAUUUAGUGAUUUAUAGUGAUAUAAAGAGUUUAGGAUCGGCAUAUUUAGGGAUUGAUAAAGUAGUGAGCAUGUGUCCGAACUGUGCUUAAAUCCAGGGCACUGGAUAUCCCUACACAAUAUAGUCUUUUAUGGGUUAAGUAGUGAGGGGAUUGGGACAAAGCACCAGCGUUUUUGUUUUUUGGAUAUAAUAACAAAUUCUAAUAAAACCUUUUUUUUCCUUUUUUCAUUGUCUAUGCAUGUAAAACAGAACCACUGACGUGUGGUGUUUUUUCAAUGCUGUGCAAUAUUAUACGAGAAUCUGCUAUGUCAGAUAAACCUUCACUUUAAGAGCAAAGUCAUGUCUGUCACAUUUCUGACCCUCCAGCUCACUUACCUGGACCUGAUAUGUUGCACUUUUUUUAGGUAGAGUCUUUGGAUAUUUUCUUUAAUACUUUGAUAUUUGAAAUUUUCCUCUUAAGGACCAAUAAUAUGUUUAAACUUUUGAAUAAAUCACACCAAGAUGGCUCACUUUGUGUGUAAAGUAUGGAAAAAAAACAUGUAAAAAUAUUUAAAUAAAAAAUAUUGAUAGUACAGG